This is a messenger RNA of Schistosoma haematobium, 1008 nucleotides long. RefSeq names its product E3 ubiquitin-protein ligase arih2. Lineage: Eukaryota; Metazoa; Platyhelminthes; Trematoda; Strigeidida; Schistosomatidae. The transcript has a single exon. Gene Ontology annotation, biological process: calcium-ion regulated exocytosis; regulation of calcium ion-dependent exocytosis; cellular response to calcium ion. The record is from RefSeq and is a predicted model, not a curated record. Gene Ontology annotation, molecular function: SNARE binding; calcium ion binding; phosphatidylserine binding. Bases 1 to 1008 code for a protein of 335 amino acids.
AUGAAUAAAGGUGAAAAAUAUUUUCAAUCAUUUAAAUCUAAUCAAAUUUAUACCAUACAAGGUAUAUUAAAUUAUAGUUUAAAUUAUUGUACAAUAUCCAAUAUAUUAACUAUAACAAUUAUGAAUGCGGAUAAUUUAAAAUUUCCAUUAGAAUUAACAAAUUAUUAUACAUAUAUCAUAAUAACUUUAUUCAUAUGGGAUAAUGAUCAUCAAUAUUGGAUUCUAUUAGAUGAUCAACAAAGAACAACUCAUUAUGUGAAUGGAUUCAAACCAAUAUGGAAUGAAUUAUUUAAUUUUCAUAUAAUACAAUCAAAAUUAUUUCAAACAAAUUUAAGUAUUGAAUUAUAUAUAAAUGAUUCUAUUGGUCAAGAUAAAUGUAUUGGAUAUCUAGAUAUACUACUUAAUAAUAUUAAUACAAAUUUAUACUUUAAUCAAGAAUAUAGAUUUACAGAAAUGUUAAAAUUAUAUACAAGUAAUUUAUCGGAUUUAGGUGAAAUAUGUAUUGGUUUACAAUAUAAUAAUAAUAAUAAUAAUACUAAUAAUAAUAGUGGUAGUAAUAAUAAUGUUAGUAAUAGUAAUAAUAAUAAUAGUAAUAAUGAUGAUCCGUGUUGUCUUCAUAUUCGUCUAAUUGAAUUACGCAAUCUUAACCUUGAAAAUAUUAUUCAAUCAUCAAUAUCAUCAAAUGAGAAUAAAGUUUAUGUUAUGGUUUAUAUAAUUCGUUAUAAUAAACUAAUUCAAUAUGAAAGGAUUAAAUCAUAUAAAGAUUUAAAAAAUUUCUAUUUUAAUCAUACGAUUAAUGUCAAUUUAAACAAAAUUGAUCAUUUAAAAGAUGUACAAAUUUAUAUUCAAUUAUAUUAUAUUAAACAAAUAUUAGGUGAAAUAAAUAUUGGAUUACAAUAUCCUCAUACAACAGGUUAUAAACAUUGGUUAGAAAUGUUUAAAAAUCCAUUGAAUAUGAAUAUCAUGUGGCAUAUUUGGAAUCCGAUAUCAUCACCAUCAUCACCAUAA